AUGAAACUCCACACGCGCCUCCGACAAUGGCGCGAUAAAGUAGGGCAGGUCACCGCCUUAGCCAAGGUUCAUAAGACUGUCAACGAACGGCCACGACCUGGCAACAUCUAUCUUCAACCCAACAAACCGCUCGCUAUCCCUCCUCCUACCGUCUCUCGUAUCGAAAAAUGGAUACUAGAGUGUCGUGAGUCAGAUAUAAUUGAAAUGAAAAUCCGCAGGGAAGCCCGGAAGCCUCGACAUACACCUCCUCCGCAACCUUCUAGAGAAGGUGUGCAUUCUCAGAAGACCCAGGAACCAUCUCUCGAUGGCCUAGGCAUACUAGGCGUUUGUUUUACUCUGUUUCUUUUGUUGAACGUGAUUUUGUCAUUUUUGAAGUUCGCUUCUGUCGUUUGUGGGCUUUGGGUUUUGUAUAAGAUGUUAAAAGACGAGUUUUGCUGGUUGUCAAGGCCUAUCCCUCCCACAGCUCAGUCUCUGUUUGAUGUUAAUGAUGAUUUUUAUGAUGGAGAAGACAGUCUGGAUGACGACGAUUUUCUGUGA
Molecule: messenger RNA, 537 nt
Organism: Bacidia gigantensis
Lineage: Eukaryota; Fungi; Ascomycota; Lecanoromycetes; Lecanorales; Ramalinaceae
Exons: 1
Coding region: 1-537 (178 amino acids)
Source: RefSeq, a predicted model, not a curated record